Messenger RNA from Peniophora sp. CBMAI 1063, 1605 nucleotides. Lineage: Eukaryota; Fungi; Basidiomycota; Agaricomycetes; Russulales; Peniophoraceae. The record is from the annotation of a GenBank genome assembly.
AUGGCCAACGCGUACUCUGCAUCGUUGCAGGUCACCAUCUCCCUCCUGCCCGUCUCGCUAUCUCUGGUGCACAUUCCCCGAUCACGCCUGCUCAGCCUCGUACACCCCGUCAUCAAGCAACUGCUCGUUCCGCGCCCGACUUUCUUGAACUUGACUUGCAAUGAGAUUGAGCUCAGCAUCUUUGCCGAGAACGAUGCGGUCAGAGAGUUCGAGUCCAUUGCACGGCGUGAUCGGCAGCGACACCGCUCGCGCUCAGGCUCGACGUCGAGCCGAACGCAUCCCGACGCGUUUCCGGAGGACGCCAUAGAAGUCUCCUACGACCAGUGGCGCGUCCUGCAGAUAGACUCGCACAGCGGCUUCGACAACACUGGCGCGCGCGUCCAUGAGAUCUCUGCUCCCCUGGCUGCAGCAGGCAUCUCUAUCCUCUACCAAUCUUCACACAUCAGUGACUUCAUUUUCGUUAAGGCCUCCCGUCUCCACGAAGUCCUUUCCAUUUUCUCUUCGGCUGGCUAUGAUCUACUUUCGUCGAAUCCGGAUACAUUGUCGUCGUCAUAUGCGCCCUUCGAUGCGCCGCGCAAGGAUAGUUGGGAUGGGACCGUUUUGACGCGCAGGCGAAGCAGCACGGCGAGCUCGUCGGGAGCCCAUUCCGUGCUCUCACCACCGCCAUUGGACAAUCUGGCGGAAGAGGGAGUGGAAGGUCCGCCGAUGCCUAGGCCCGCGAUGACACGGACAACGUCGCACUCACCCGCUCCGACGGACGUCCGCGUUUUGAACCCGGAUUUGACGUGCAUCGGGUUGGCGGAGGAGUCUGCGGACGUCUGGCUACUACGGCUCGUGAAGCUCGUAGCAUACCCAGAGCUCAUCGUAGCGGAUGAUGCCUCCGUGGCGCGCCUGGCUUCUCAGUCUCCGCCGAUAUCACCUACUGCUCCCCGCGAAGCACCCCUCGGAGACUCGGCGCUACCAUCUGACGAAGAACCCGAGGAGGAUGGCUACUACUCGGCCUCGCCCCACUCACGCUCGGCGUCUGGAUCACCAGUGAACGGCGUCUCUGCUUCUCGUUCACAGUCCGUCGAGGGCUCGAGCGAGCGGCGAGGUGGCAAAUACAGCCAUCUUCACCGAAUUACGACAGUCGCUGAGCAGGCCGCACGGCUGCGCGGGAACGGAAGCGUAAAUGGGAACGCUCCUCCCUCUUCCUCUUCCUGUCGACGCACGUUCGCCGGAUACACUGUUCCCUUCUUCUCUAUUACGCGCACGGACGAGGGCACGAGCCUCAUCGCGCCCACCGCGACCAUUGCGGCGCUGUUUCCGGCUUCCGAUCGUCAUAUGGUCAUUCGUGGUAAUGAUCUGGACGAGUUGGAUGCCGGCGGCGCACCAGAAGCUGACGACGGGGAUGCGGGAGAAGAGCCUAGGGGCGGCCCUAUGCGCUGUCUGCAGAUCGACCUACGCCAAUUCGGACUCGAUAAGCACGGCCUGGUGAAUAGGUAUUCGCGCGUGCUCGAAAAUAAUGGGAUCAACCAUAUGUAUAGCAGUACAUUCAAAACAGCCAACUUGCUCGUCGACCGAUACCGGGCGCGCAAGGCACAGCUGCUUCUUCGGGACCCCUGA